Achroia grisella is the source of this 5158-nucleotide messenger RNA. Its product is annotated as ATP-dependent translocase ABCB1-like. Gene Ontology annotation, cellular component: membrane. The coding region runs from base 1314 to 5144 and encodes 1276 amino acids. Gene Ontology annotation, biological process: transmembrane transport. Lineage: Eukaryota; Metazoa; Arthropoda; Insecta; Lepidoptera; Pyralidae. The record is from RefSeq and is a predicted model, not a curated record. Gene Ontology annotation, molecular function: ABC-type transporter activity; ATP hydrolysis activity; ATP binding. The transcript has 23 exons.
AUUUACGUAAUGUCUUCAAAUUAUAGCCUAUGUGUUAUUCUGAUGUAUAAAUAAGCUAUAUACUAUAAAGUUUCAUCAAAUUCCGUUCCGUAGUUUUUGCGUAAAAGUAACAAACAUCAAUGCAUACUUAUAAACUUUUACAUUUAUAUACGUAAUAUUAGUACUCCAUGUAAUUUGUCUAUCAGCUUUUAAUCAGCUUUUAAACGGAUCAACGGAAAUUAAUGAAAUUUUAUAUGAACAUAGAUUAUAUCACGAGGACGGGCUUAGUAUAUCUUAAAUGUAAAAAAAUAGAUCAAUUCGCGUAUUUAGUAUGCAACUUGUGAAGUAGACAACGUUUUUAACUUGAGCCAUUUAUUCAAAUGUACAAGUCUGCUACCAUUGUGGUAUAAAAAAGUAUUAUAUUAUGUUAUCUGUGGUAUUAUUAAACUUUGUAGCUAUAAUGUCUACGUCAAUUAAUGCUGUCAUUACCAAGUCCAAGUGUUCAAAGGCCUUGACUCUAUGAUUUCGACUAUGUGAAGGUCUCUACAUUUUACUAAACACCUUGACAGUACGUCCGCUGGGCCAUCUAAUAUCUUAAUAAACCUGUUUUAAAAAUAUCAGAAUCAUUAUAUUUAGUUUAUUAUAAUAUUUCUAUUUAUUUCACGAUGUUUUUAGCUCUAUCGUAUUGAAUCUACUUAAAAAAUGUCAGUUCCUGAUCAAUAUGUAAAUGGAUUCAUGCGAUUGGUGUUGAGGCUUUUGUAGAUAUAAAAUCCAUAUUAAUAUUACAAAUGCGCAAGUAUCUGUCUGUCUGUUUUCAUGGCAAUAAGCUUAACUAGUAAAGAGAUCGCGGGAAGUAAUUUAAAAGAAAUGCUCAGGAUAUUUCACCUAGCGCCAUCAAGUGCCAAACUUAGCAGAACAGAACUGGCUACAAAACAGAAGAUAGGAAUUGUUAUUUUUCUUUUGUAAAUGCUUACAAGACGAACGCAGAAAAUAACUGGAUCAAUAAAAAUAAUUAUAUUAUAAAAACAAAUGUCAAGCGAGAAUCGAACCCGCGAUCACCGGACUUAAGGUCAUCGAGACUACGAAGCCACCAUAUUUCUUUAUUUGUUUCCUUCUUAAUUGAGAAUUUAAGUGGAUUCAAGUUCUACCCAUAUCUAUCAAGUACGAAACAGGUUUUUUUUUAGAGUUUUUUUUUCUUUCAAUGCAGUAUCUGCGGUCGAACAUGGUCUGUAGCAUAUUUACCGGUUCUGGUAUGGAUCUUAUUAUUUUAUUGAAACAUCUCCAGUUAGAAAAGUUGUUUCGUAGUGUCCGGAGGCGAAGUUGUUUAUAAAAACAUGGACGACGCGGAUGACUCGUGUGGGACUAAAUUAAAUAAAACGAAAGAGAAAUAUACAUCUAAUGAUGGAACAAACAAACAUGAAAUGGAAUCGUUACUCGUGGAUAAAAGUGAUAAUAUAAAAAUAACACCUACAAGUAAAUCUGAAGAGGUCGAGGAGGAUACGAAGCACGACAUACCUAGCAUAUCUUUUUUUACAUUGUUCCGAUUUGCGAGUAUUAAGGACAAGAUCUUCAUAACAAUAGCAUUAUUAAGCUCAGUAAUAUGCGGUUGUACUACGCCGGUAUGCGUAUUACUUUUCUCAUACUUAUCCCAAAACAUGGUCUCAUAUGGGAUAUCAUUAAAUGAAGGAAAGCCAAACGAUGAAGCUUUCUAUAAAGCACUAUUUUAUUACGCAAUAAGUAAUACCCUAGUUGCUGUAACUUUCGUUUUUUUUACUUAUGUAGCAACCGUCCUCAUGAAUGUAGCAGCAUACAAUCAGGUUUAUCGUAUUCGGCAAGAAUAUUUUAAAGCAGUGUUAAAUCAAGAUUUUGCAUACUUUGAUACCCAUCAAAUGGGUGACUUCGCGGAAAAGAUGACGAGCGAUGCUAUGAAAGUUGAAGAUGGGAUUGGUGAAAAAGUAGCGACAUGUGUUUAUUAUUUGACAGGCUCAGUCAGUACAUUUCUAAUGGCUCUGGCUUUAGGCUGGAAACUGGCGUUAUUGUGUUUAAUAUCUUUCCCUAUACAAUACGCUGUACUCGGACUAUCGGGAUGGAUAUCUGCUAAAUUAUCCGUUAAAGAAACAGAAGCUACAGGUAAAGCUGGUGCUGUAGCUGAAGAAGUUUUAUCAUCAAUCCGUACAGUCUAUGCAUUCAACGGACAAGAAAAAGAAAUAGAAAGAUAUCAAAGCCUCCUGAAAGUCAUACGAAAAAUUAACAUAAAGAAAGGUUUCUACAAUGCCCUAACUAUGGGACUAUUGUUCCUCUGCAUCUUCAGUUCAUACGCUCUUGCCUUCUGGUUUGGAUAUGUCCUUAUCGUAAAUGAUCCCGAAACAUAUGACGUCUCAACUAUGCUCUCAGUUUUCUUGGGCGUGUUGAUGGCAUCCGAGAAUUUUGCAAUGUUACAAACCCUUAUUGUAGUGUUUGGGGUGGCCAGCGGUGCUGGUGCACAAAUAUUCAAUCUAAUCGAUAACGUACCUACUAUAAAUCCAUUGAAAAGUGUAGGUGUUACACCUAAAAGUUCCGAAGGGAAUAUAGAAUUCAAAAACGUUGUAUUCAACUAUCCUUCGAAACCAGAUGUACCUGUUUUGAAAGGAGUAAGUCUUAAGGUGAAUCAUGGCCAGUCAGCGGCGCUGGUUGGACACUCUGGAUGCGGCAAGUCCACUGUCAUACAACUCAUAUCGCGAUACUAUGACGUUGCGAAAGGAACCGUUACGUUAGAUGGUAACGAUGUCCGUGACCUAUCUGUGCGCUGGUUGCGUGAACAAAUAGGUCUGGUGAGCCAAGAGCCUGUACUAUUCAAUACGACAAUUCGAGAAAACAUACGAUAUGGAAGAGAAGAUGCAACAGAAGCUCAGAUUGAAUCCUGCGCCAGACAGGCUAAUGCUCAUCACUUUAUCAUAAAGUUGCCUAAGGGAUAUGACACGGUUGUAGGCGAAAGGGGAGCAUCUCUAUCAGGUGGACAAAAACAACGGGUUGCUAUAGCUCGAGCUCUAAUACGUAAUCCUCGCGUACUCCUCCUCGAUGAAGCCACUAGUGCACUUGAUAUCUCUUCUGAAGCUAAAGUACAAAAAGCACUUGACAAGGCGCAAGAAGGCCGCACAACUAUUAUAGUAGCUCAUCGACUUUCAACGAUACGACACGUAGAUAUUAUAUACGUAUUCAAAAAUGGAGAAAUAAUUGAAUCAGGGAAUCACAACGACUUAAUGAAAAAGAAAGGGCAUUACUAUGAUAUGGUGAUGAUACAAACUUCUGACCCUGAAGCUCAGGAUAAUGAUAAGCCAGUUAUCAAUCGUCAGCAAUCAGAAAUAAGUAAUAACCUUGAUGAAGACGAACUCAAGGACAUUAUAACUGUACAAGAAGAAAAGGAACCAGAGGAAACUGAGCAGGAGACAUCUUUUUGGGAGAUCCUACGACUGAAUGGACCAGAGUGGAAAUCUGUCACUUUAGCUAGCAUUUCUUCAUUGUUUAGUGGAUUCGCCAUGCCAAUGUUUGGUGUUAUAAUCGGUGACUAUAUAGGGGUAUUUUCAAAUGCUGAUGAAGAUGAAAUGUUGCUUGAGGUGCGCAGACUUGUGUUCACAUUUAUCAUCAUAGGAGUACUUUCGGGUUUCGCCAAUUUCAUUACAAUACACUUCUACGGCGUUGCUGGAGAGUACUUGACAGAAAGGCUAAGGAAACGCAUGUUCGGGACCCUUCUACAGCAAGAUGUAGCCUACUACGAUAACAAGGACAAUUCGACGGGUGCUCUGUGUGCGAGAUUAGCUGGAGAGGCGGCUGCAGUGCAAGCCGCUACUGGACAGCGAAUCGGUACAUUACUACAAGCAGCAGGCACGUUAAUACUUGCUCUAGUGAUUUCACUGUAUUAUGAAUAUCGUGUGGGACUUGUUGCACUUGUUUUUGUGCCCAUAAUAGCUGGCGUAUUUUAUAAAGAACGUCAAAUGGCAGGCGAUGAAUCUUCAGGAACAGCAAAAGCUAUGGAAGCGAGCUCAAAGUUGGCUGUAGACGCGGUAUCCAACGUACGUACUGUAGCAUCCCUAGGGAAGGAGAAAAUGUUUUUGAACUGUUACUCUAUACUACUUCUACCCGGUUUGCAAAUCGCAAAACGAGCAUCGCACUGGCGAGGAAUAGUGUUUGGUCUCUCUAGAGGUCUUAUGAAUUUCACUAAUGCCAUAGCUUUGUAUUACGGUGGAACGUUAAUUAUAAACGAACAUAUAGAUUACGCAAUUAUAAUGAAAGCAGCACAAGCAAUCCUAAUAAGUGCCGGCACAGCUGCACAAGCUUUUGCGUUCGCACCGAACUUCCAUAAAGGAAUAAAAGCAGCAGGACGUGUUGUAGUAUUGCUCAAUCUUAAGUCAAAAAUCAUAGAUCCAGCAGAACCUAAUCAAGAAUUUAAUGGAAAUGGCACCGCAGCUCUAAAGAAUAUUCAUUUCAAAUACCCUUCUAGACCUGACGUGGAAGUACUAAAACAUAUGGAUCUUGAAAUAAAUAAGGGUAAAACCGUGGCGUUGGUCGGCGCUAGCGGGUGUGGUAAAAGCACAGUUAUUCAACUACUUGAAAGAUACUAUGAUCCAGAUAUGGGAGUAGUGACCCAAAAUGACAUACCCAUUAAAAACUUAACCCUCGCAGAUGCGAGAAAAACGAUCGGUUUCGUCCAACAAGAACCAAUACUCUUCGAUCGAACUAUUGGUGAAAACAUUGCAUAUGGUGACAACUCGCGUCAGCCAUCUAUGGAUGAAAUCAUUGAAGCGGCUAAACAAGCAAAUAUACACAACUUCAUUAUAUCAUUGCCUUCAGGUUAUGAUACGAAUGUCGGGUCAAAAGGUUCUCAGUUAUCAGGUGGUCAAAAGCAGCGUGUGGCCAUAGCGAGAGCGCUAAUAAGACAUCCACAAAUACUAAUACUUGAUGAAGCUACCAGUGCUCUUGACACAGAGAGUGAAAAGGUGGUGCAGGAAGCGCUGUUGGCUGCGAGCGCGGGUCGCACGUGCGUGACGAUAGCGCACCGGCUGAGCACGGUGCGGGACGCGGACCGCAUCUGCGUGCUCAGCAGCGGGCGAAUGCACGAGACCGGCACGCACGCACAGCUCAUGCAGCUCAAGGGACUCUACUACGAUUUAAAUAAAGCAGCAAUAUAAUUUUUUGAAAAAUU